Molecule: messenger RNA, 290 nt
Organism: Racocetra persica
Lineage: Eukaryota; Fungi; Glomeromycota; Glomeromycetes; Diversisporales; Gigasporaceae
Source: the annotation of a GenBank genome assembly
GACCAUUCGUUCACAGUUUAAAUGAAAAUUUCAAUAAACUUAAAGAAUCAAAAAAAAUCACUAAUAUUCAUGAUUGUCGGAUUUUUGCUUCAAUAAUGAAUAAAGAAUUCAGAGGCAUAUUUUCUAUACGUGUGGAAUAUGAAGAUGAAGGUACACCAUUAAUUAUUGCUCAUCAUAUUACAAUGGGUUAUCCAGAAGCUUUUGAUUUCGAUAAUACUGAAAUGAUACUCAGAAGUAGGGAACAUACUGUCUCAGAAAAGGAAACCGUCUUGUGGCCGAAGAAAGCCCAG